This is a messenger RNA of Clunio marinus, 1762 nucleotides long. NCBI's taxonomy places the organism in Eukaryota, Metazoa, Arthropoda, Insecta, Diptera, Chironomidae. The record is from the annotation of a GenBank genome assembly.
AUGGAUUACAACAUAAAUUCGGCAUACGAAUUCGAAAAAAUGCGUUACGUCGCUGCUUACUUACUUGCUGUCCUCGGAGGAAACGCCAGUCCAUCAAAUGCUGACCUCGAAAAAAUUUUAUCUUCAGUUGGAGUAGAAGUGGACGCUGCUCGAGUUACCAAAAUUAUUGGUGAACUCAAAGGCAAAUCUAUUGAGGAGUUGAUUUCUCAAGGACGUGAGAAACUUUCCUCAAUGCCUGCUGGAGGUGGUGCAGCUGCUGCAGCACCUGCUGCUGGUGCUGCUCCUGCUGCUGCAGAGGAAAAGAAAGAAGAGAAGAAGAAGGUUGAAUCAGAAUCUGAGGAAGAUGAUGAUAUGGGCUUCGGUCUCUUUGAGUAAAGAAGACGUGGUAUAAUUGAUGUCAGCUUUCAAUCGUUCCAAUUUUAAGAUACAAAAUAAAAUACCACAUUUUAUAAAACUUUAAUUCAUUUUUUUAUUGCUACAUAGCUAUUUUUUAAUUUCAUCUUCAUCGAUAAAGUCUUCAUCAAACAUGUCAGAAUUGUAAUCUUCGUCAUCAUCUUGGAUGUCUUCGUUUUCUAAAUUAUUUCUAUAUCUAUUUGGAUCUUUUUUCUUUUUAUAUUGCUUUUGUUCCAAAUAUUUAACAAACUCUUCUCGAACAACAACUUCUUUGUUAAGUCUGUCAAUUUCAUCAUUGACUGCUUGAAUGUCUCGUGUUGGAACAGCAGAUGCAAGAUAGGUUUCAUUUCUGACUUCGAGUGUGUCCCACGCUUUCUUUGUUUUUUCAAUAUUUACUGCUAUUUUUUUCAUGAUUGCAGAAUGGUCGAUUCCUAAAGCAUCAUGCCGCAUUUCAGGUAACUCAUCGUCAUUGUCUUCUAUGUUAUCUUGUGCAUUCUCUUCUAUUUCAAAAAUUUUUGAUUUUAGAUCUUCAGUUAAUUUUGUUAAUAACUGCGGUUCAUUCUUAUGAUUAAACAGUGUUGGAUCCGAUGGCACAAAAUCUUCUCCAAAAUCAGCUCUUUGUAGGAGAUUAUCAAUUUCGACUAAUUUAGAGUGAUAUUUAUCUUUAACAAAAUAAACUCGAGGUACUUCUCCCAUCAACCGAAGUUGUGACAGCUCAUGCCGCAAUGGACCAGCAAUCGAUUUUAAUAUGUCCGCAAUUUUAUCAUCAUUUUGAUCUCCUUUGGCAAGCCAAAAAACAUUUAGAGAAUUAAAAUCUGGAGCGACUUUUAUUAAUGAAACCUGCACUCCAUAACCAACAAGAUCACGACAGAACUUAUCAGUGGCCAUCAUAUCUGUUAUAUUCUUCAUAAACAAUUUGUUUAAAACUGUUAUUCUUUUUAAAUUUUGCUUCUGUGGUCCUUUUCCAUCUGUCAGUUUUUUAGCACUUUCCAAUUUAGGUAAUUCUGUGCUAUAUCUCCACCGCCUAUUCCCUUUUUCACGACCAGACAUUAUUUUUUUCAGCAUAUUUACUUGUUUGUUUAAGCUUACUGAUGAACCCUUUUUGUGGAGAUGACAUGAUGUGGUAAUGCUUCGUUGUACAAAGAGAAAAGAGCAUUUUUGGCGAAACAUUGUUUUUCUUUUUUAAUUGACGAUUUGAAGAAAGUUUUAUGAAGCGAAUAUUUAUGUAAUUGAAGUGUGAUUUUUUUGGUGGAACUUUUAGCGAGUGAUCAUGGAUUAAUGAAUUGUUUACAAUUUAAAAAUAGUUAGAACUUUAUAAUUUAUCUGUCAUGUUUACAAUCAUUGUGUAUUUUUAUCACAAAUAAAAAAU